AUGGACCAUGACAUCCAAUCUCACAGCGACCCAUACCAACACAACCACGGCCGACCACCACCAAACCAUGCCAAUCCCCCGGUCCGCACAACGGGCCCCUUUGCCGCAGGCCAAGACGGUCAUCAAGAACACGAAGCCGAAGACGACGACGAAGAGGAUGAAGACGAAGACGACGACGAAGAAGAGGGCGAUGACGAUGCCGAUGGCGACGGCGAAAACGACGACGACGAUGACGACGACGACGACGAAGACGACGACUCGGCAGACGAGUCCGGAGACGACGGCGCUGACGGCGGCCGUACUCAUGAUGCAGAUGACGACCACCAUCCUCAUACUGACGGCCAUCCACAAGGCCCGAACGGUUCGCGCGCGCAAUCGGCUCUAGCAGAUCAGCACCACCGCACCUCGUCGCGCCCCGCAGGCCAAGACUACCUCGCAAAGGCCCACGCCCGCCGCCGCCUCUUCCACCCUUCGCCCGAGUGCCUCUCCACCAACGCCUACCAGAUCGAACCCAUGGCCGCCGCACCCCACGCCUGCCAGGUACACGCUAUGGCCCUCAGCCAGGACAGCAACUGCCUCCUCUCCGCCGGCGCAGACGGCUUCAUCCGCCGCUACGACCUACACGCGACCAUGAACGGCAAGAGCAUGCUCACCCAAAACGUCCGCCAUGGUUUCGUCGAGGGAAUCACCCGGGGAGGGGUCCUCUCGGCCUGGUGGCCCAACCAAGAGGUCCCGCCCAACCGCAGCGACGCCAUCGCAGAGCGCGACCGCCCCCUCGGCGUCGUCCACAGCCUCGCAUGCCACAGCGACGCACUCUGGGGACUCAGCGGCAGCGAGUCAGGCAACAUCCACCUCUGGGGCAUCCGCCACGACGUCGGAGAGACCCGCCACGUCUUUCGAAAGCACAAGGGCCCCGUAUCCGUACUUGCCCUCGCGAACGACGACACCGAGCUCAUCAGCGGCGGCUGGGAUCUCGGCGUCCAUCAGUGGGACCUCCAUACCGGUCAGGUCGUCCGCUCUUAUCCGGGCCAUGCAGGACAGGUCUCGUCGAUCUCGUUUCGACCCGUCGUCCAGCGCAAUCCGGCCACAGCCGUCUCGCGCUCGUCUUCGUCUCGAGCAAAUACGCCCACCAUCUCGAUACGGGCCUCGGCCGCGCCUGAGAGCCGCGCCAGCCCCGGUAAGGGGUUAGGACAAGGAUCGACCGAUCCACCAGCGGCCAAGGAUCCGGAUGCCAUGGAUAUUGAUGGGCCAGAGGAUGGCGAGCCGGGCCCAAGUGCAAGCAUGCAGCCCGGAGAUGGAGCCCAAGACAGCAAGCCAGACGGGUCACGGCCGACCUCGCCGACGGCAAAGCGGCAAGUGUCGCCUCGCUCGCCGGCAAAGGACAGGUCGAAGUUGAAGUCAAAGUCGAGGUCUCCUGCGCCAAUACCGGACGGGCCGGGUGGCGGGGGCGCGACGGCCAAAGACGAGGCAUCCAGACCCUCGGGCGGCGAUGCCGCAGCCGACGAGGAGAUGCCCAUAGUCAAGACGGAAGCCGGGCUCGAGGGCGAGCCACCAAGCUCCGCAAAUGGGCCCGGCACAGACAACACGGCGGCGGCGGCGGCGGCGGUAAAGGAAGCCACAGGGCGAGCACCGUCGCCGACACCAUCGCAGAAGCCACCAUCGCCGACCGACGGCAAAGACGGAGCCAGCACGUCGAAAGCGGCGGGAGGGGACAAGGCUGAGGACGACCCUACGGAAGAGGAGCUGGCGUUUGAAGCCGAGCUCAACGCCAGCCUCGGAUUCGCGCUCGGGGAUAAGGCGGGGGACCCGCAUUCCAUGGACACGGACGCCAAGUCCAAGUUUGAGAGCGCCCAGAGCGACGCGCCCUCUGCCGUCGCGAACUCCGCGGUCGGCAGGCAAGGCGGCGGCGGCGGCGAUGACAAGGAUGCGGAUGCGGAUGCGGACGCGGACGAUGAGGACCUGUUUGGCGGAGAGACGCCGCCUUCGACAGCCGCGACGGGCGACGGUGCCGGGGCUGGGGCAGGACCAGGACCAGCCGGGUCGACGGCGGACAAGAAGCCGGGCGGUGCCGGCGCUGCGGACAACGACGACGGCAUCACCACGCCCAAGGGGUCCAAGGACGAUUCCGACGGCGACGACUCGCUGUUCGGCGACGAUGGCGACGACGAAGACGACGACGACGGCGGCGGGAUGGACGCCGAAGCCGACGCCGACGGCGACGCGGAUGCAGACGGCGAUGAGGACGCAGAGGGCGACGACGACGACGACGACCAGUCUUCGGACGAGGACAUGCCCCUGGCGGGCAGAGCAAUGGGUUUUGGCGCCGGCUCGGGCGCAAGCGGCGGCGGGGGCGGUUUCGGCGGCGUGGCGCUACCGGGUCGAUCGACCGAGACGCCGGAUCCAUCGUCGUCGUCCCUCUCGCCGAUAAAGACGCCCCUGCUCGGGGCUGGGGUGGCGCUGCCGUCGGGCAGCAUGUCUCGCGUCAACAGCCAGCAGCAGCCGGCAUCGCUCCCCGGUGCAUCCUCGCUCAGCAUCCCGGGCUCGUCCAAGGCCAAUGGCACCUCGAGCUCCACGACGUCGAAGGCCACACCAUCCAACGCGACGCCAAAGGCGCUGCCGAAGCCGGCGUUUGGAGGCUUUUCGGCCCACUCGGGGUUCGACGACGACGUGUCGACAUUCAGCAGCGACGUCAUGCUCACGUCUUCGCUCGCCGGGCAGGUGCUGCUGUGGGACCGCCGCGUCAAGACGACGACGACGAGCGACGGAGUGGCCAAGGGCGUGCGCGCGCUCGGCCUGCCGGAAAAGACGCCGCCGUGGUGUGCCUCUGCCAUCUUCAACGCCGAUGGGGACCGGAUCUACGUCGGCAGGAGGAACGAGAGCGUCGACGAGUGGGACAUGCGCAUGCUCCCCGACACCUCCUCGACCGCGGCCGGAGGGGCAGGGAUAGCGAAUCCGAAAUUCUAUCGAUCGCUCAAGCUGCCCUCCAACAGCGGACCCGUCACCUCUCUCGCGGCCAUGCCGAACGGCAAACACAUCAUCUGUGGAUCCUACGACAAUAUCCGGCUAUGGAACACAUCACCACCACCACCAUCAUCUAAUCUGGAGGAGACGAUAUUGGGGAGGGUGCCCUUCCGCAUCGUGGCGGGACACCACGGUGCCGCCAUCUCCCAGAUCCUCAUUGACCCUACGUGCCGCUUCCUCAUCACGGCCAGUGGCGACCGAGGCUGGAUGGCAACCAGCUCAGAGGCCGUCAUCGUACAUGAAAUCAAACCUGCUUAG
Molecule: messenger RNA, 3279 nt
Organism: Pseudozyma flocculosa PF-1
Lineage: Eukaryota; Fungi; Basidiomycota; Ustilaginomycetes; Ustilaginales; Ustilaginaceae
Exons: 2
Coding region: 1-3279 (1092 amino acids)
Molecular function (GO): protein binding
Source: RefSeq, a predicted model, not a curated record